AUGACGAUUCUCAUUACAGGUUCCAAUGGCAAGACUGCUUCGCAUCUAAGCCGGAUGCUGCAUUCAUCGACCUCAGACCAGGCUAACAAGCAGAUAUAUCCUAUUCUGGUUGCUUCCCGGAGGCCUAAAGACGACUCUCCAUAUCCAACUGUGCGCUUUGAUUGGACCGAUCAGUUGACCUUCGAACUGCCAUUCGCUCACGCUCAAGCAAAAGCCUCGCCGAUUACAGCGGCCUACCUCGUAGGGCUUGAUGUCAUGAACGUUAGCCAACUCGUCCUACGCUUCGUAGACUUUGCACGCAGGAGAGGCGUCAAGCGUUUCGUGCUAGUCAGUGCUUGGGAGAUAUCAGCUGGCGGGCCGUUGAAUGGCCGCACGCAUGAGGAGCUCAAGAUACUGGGACAGCGCAACGAAAUCGAGUGGACUGUGUUGCGUCCACACUUUUUCAUGGAAAACUUCAUCGAAUCGUACAGCCUCAAAACGAUCCGAGAAGAAGGCAAAAUCUAUUCCGCGGCAGAAGAUGGCCGCUUGCCAUUCAUUUCGGCAAGAGACAUUGCUGCAACGGGGUACCGGGCUCUGAUAGAUGAGCAGCCGCACAACACAGAUCACAUCAUUACAGGUGGAGAGUCUCUCAGCUACGACGAGGUUGCCGAGAUUCUCAGUGAAGUGCUUGGUAAAGUUAUAGAACAUGUGAAGCUUUCUCAUAGCGAUUUCAGACAACUCUUGGCGGCGAAUGGGGUAUCAAAGGAAAUGGCAGAAUAUCUUGCCGAUCUGGAUGUGGCAGUCGCAAAUGGGCAUGGAGCAGAGCCAACUAAUGUGGUGCAGAGGGUUACGGGCAAUAUGCCUCGUACGUUUCGCGAUUUUGCGAUGGAUAACAAGAGUCUAUGGUUGUAG
Pseudocercospora fijiensis CIRAD86 is the source of this 891-nucleotide messenger RNA. RefSeq lists its product as uncharacterized. The record is from RefSeq and is a predicted model, not a curated record. Lineage: Eukaryota; Fungi; Ascomycota; Dothideomycetes; Mycosphaerellales; Mycosphaerellaceae. The transcript is spliced from 3 exons. Bases 1 to 891 code for a protein of 296 amino acids.